UAGGUAGAAGUGAAAUUAAUGGAGUCCCCGAAGGUUCAUGCUGUUUGCAUACCUCUUCCAGCUCAAGGUCACAUUAAUCCUAUGCUAAAACUAGCAAAACUCCUUCAUCUCAAAGGCUUUCAUAUCACUUUCGUCCACACUGAAUUCAACCUCCAUCGUUUGCUCAACUCUAGAGGUCCAAAUUCUCUCAAGGGCUUACCCGAUUUCCGGUUUGAAACAAUUUCAGAUGGGUUGCCAUCAACAAAUCCGCGAGGUAUUUUGAACCUCCCAGACUUAUGCAUAACGAUGCCAACUCACGGGCUACGUUCGUUUCGAGACCUUAUAACAAAGCUCAAUUCUUCCACCGAUGCGCCCCCUGUCAGUUGCAUAAUCGCUGAUGGUGUCAUGAGUUUCACUUUAGAGGCUGCACAAGAAUUUGGCAUCCCUGAGAUGAUUCUCUUUACACCUAGUGGGUGUGGCAUGUUGGGUUAUCUUCACUUUGAAGAGCUCAAGAAUAGAGGCUAUUUUCCUUUAAAAGAUGAGAGUUGCUUAACCAAUGGAUAUCUUGACACUGUCAUUGACUGGAUUCCUGCUAUGGCCGGGGUUAGAUUGAAAGAUCUUCCGACUUUCAUUCGAACCACGGAUCCCAACGAUACAAUGUUCAACUACAACCUCGAAUCAAUAAACAAUUCAAUGAAAGCCAAGGGUCUAAUCCUUAACACAUUCGACGAUCUGGAACAAGAAUCUUUAGAUGUUAUCAAAACCAAAUUCCUCCAUCUUUACACCAUUGGCCCACUGUCAAUGCUACACCAACAACGUCUGGAUACAAACCUGGAGCCAAUUGAAGCAAAUUUAUGGAAAGAAGACUCGAAAUGCUUAGAGUGGUUGGACAAAAAAGAAGCAAAUUCUGUAGUUUAUGUGAACUACGGAAGCCUAAUAAUAAUGACGCCGGAACAACUGAGGGAGUUCGCUUGGGGACUUGCGAAUAGUAACUACGAAUUCUUGUGGGUGAUUAGGCCUAAUCUUGUUGAUGCCGGAGAAGAGGUGAUAUCAAAAGAGUUCAAGGAGGCGACAAGGGAUAGAGGUUUACUUGUGGAGUGGUGUGAACAAGAGAAAGUUCUUGGUCAUCCAUCAGUGGGAGGAUUUUUGACGCAUUGUGGAUGGAAUUCUACGUUGGAAAGCAUUUGCGAGGGCGUGCCAUUGAUUUGUUGGCCAUUUUUCGCUGAGCAGCAGACAAAUUGUCACUAUUCAUGCAGCAAAUGGGGAAUUGGGAUGGAGAUUGAUGGUGAUGUGAAAAGGGAAAAAGUGGUGGAAAUAGUGAGGCAGUUGAUGGAGGGAGAGAAAGGAAAGGAGAUGAGGAAAAGGGCUGGAGAGUGGAAAAAGAGAGCUCAAGUAGCCGUAAAACCAGGUGGUUCUUCUUAUAAUAACUGUGAAAUGUUAGUUAAAGAGCUUCAAUUUGCCGCCAUUGGCUUGUAA
Messenger RNA from Pistacia vera, 1455 nucleotides. RefSeq names its product 7-deoxyloganetin glucosyltransferase-like. The record is from RefSeq and is a predicted model, not a curated record. The transcript is spliced from 2 exons. Gene Ontology annotation, molecular function: UDP-glycosyltransferase activity. Lineage: Eukaryota; Viridiplantae; Streptophyta; Magnoliopsida; Sapindales; Anacardiaceae. Bases 19 to 1455 code for a protein of 478 amino acids.